This is a messenger RNA of Kwoniella mangroviensis CBS 8507, 1776 nucleotides long. RefSeq lists its product as uncharacterized. The transcript has 5 exons. Bases 1 to 1776 code for a protein of 591 amino acids. Gene Ontology annotation, molecular function: protein binding. The record is from RefSeq and is a predicted model, not a curated record. Lineage: Eukaryota; Fungi; Basidiomycota; Tremellomycetes; Tremellales; Cryptococcaceae.
AUGAACGACCCUUCUAACCCUUUCCAUGUCCCCUCCUCUUCCUCCUCCUCCGCCUCAGCUUCUCAGUCUCUCAAACCUAAGAAACAACUACUCAGCAAAAUCGGUCAACCCUCAAGCUCAUCCCCCCGUACGGAACUGAACAACCGUAAGAGAUUCGGCGGGCUGUUCGCGAGUUUCGGAUUAGGCAAUGGGACUGGAUCACCUCUUAGAGCACCACUUGGUACUCCCAUCAGGUCAGAAAGAAGACAUGAGACUUUCCAGCCGGGUGAUGAUGUACAAGAAGAUUCCUCGGGGAAAGGAGCGAUAGGAGGGGUAUGGAGUUUCGCAGAGAAGAUGAAAGAGUUGACGUUGACUGUUGGAAGUCCCGCUAGAAAUAGAAAUAAGGAGAAGGUUCGGGAAGAUACGGAUGAGUGGGAAGGAGAGGGGCUGAUGGGAUUACCUGAUGAGAUUCUCCUUCAUAUUCUUCUUCAACUUCCCCCCACUCUCUCUCAACUACAUAUCAUAUCCCGUGUCUCUACUCGGUUCUACGACCUCUCCCGCACGCCUGUAUUGUGGUUACGGAUAUUCCACGAAGCGGGAUUCGACCUGAACGAACAUGCUCAACAAAACGGAGUAGCAGUAGAAUAUCCUCCAGAGGGACACUGGGAAGGUAAGGAAUGGAUACACCGCCAACCUCAAGCCGAAGGAAGUUCAGAUAAUCCAAAUUCAAACGAACCACCUGAGGAUGAUACUGGUGAAGAGGAAGAAGAAGAAGAUUCUGUCAAAGAUAGUACACCAAUACAUUACCCUACCCUUGUUCGAUCCCGAUACAUCGUUCAACAUCUCAUACUUGAUUCAGAUCAUUUACCUACUCCUACGAGAUUGAGGGGACACAAAGAUGUAGUUUAUUGUCUGGCUCGGUGGCGGAAUUACCUAUUCACAGGUUCAAGAGAUAGAUCAAUCAGACUAUACGAUUUAUCUACUGGAGAAUGUAUAUGGGUAGAUAGUGAGGCUCAUGGACGGAGUGUGUUAUGUUUAGAUCUCGACAUAGAUGAAGAUGGGAAAGGGACUUUGGUAUCUGGUUCUUCAGAUAUGAUUAUUGGUAUAUACACUAUAGACCUCCCACCACCCUCAUUAUCUUCAUCGUCUCUGGCCGUGGGGAAGAGGUUGAAUACUAUACGAUGUGAAAGUUCGAUAUUGUCAAUUGGACUUACGCCUCGAUAUCUGUUAUCAGCCAAUAAAGAUACCAAAAUUCACAUAUAUGAUAGAAAGACUCAUGAACUGGUAAAAACAUUGGAAGGACAUACACAACCAAUCAAUUCGAUAUCGCUGUCGCCGAGAAAGGAUAAAUUGGUUUCGGGAAGUGGAGAUGGAUCUUGGAAGAUAUGGGAUAUCGCUAGUGGGCUGAUAGAGAGGGAAGGAGGAGGAGGGAGAGGUGUAGCUUGUGUGGAAUGGAAUCACGAUCACAUCGUAACAGGAGAUGGAGAUAAUCUAGUAAAAUUAUAUUCAUCUUCCAAUGGUCAGUUGAUCAGUACGUUUCAAGGUCAUACGGAUUUAGUGAGAAGUGUGACUAUAAGCAAGAGUGCCGGUGUGGUAGUCAGUGCAAGUUACGACAAGUCCAUAAGGAUAUGGGAUAUCAAGACUGGUAAGUUGAUAAAGAUCAUUAAUGAAGAUAGAUCAAGUCUGGUAUUUAAUUUGAAAAUGGUAUCUAACAAGAUUAUAGCCGCAAGACAGGAUGGGACGAUACAUGUUUUCACUUUCGGUGAUAAUUUACCUUAUGUCAAUUUGUUUGCUUGA